Molecule: messenger RNA, 1290 nt
Organism: Echinostoma caproni
Lineage: Eukaryota; Metazoa; Platyhelminthes; Trematoda; Plagiorchiida; Echinostomatidae
Source: the annotation of a GenBank genome assembly
AUGGAGUGGCUAUUUCAGUGCCUACGUCGCGACCGCGAGAAACCUACCGUGUUGAUCAGUUUGGCAUUGAUCGGAUAUCACAUGGGUCUGGAGUUUAUCAAUCGAGGUUUUCUCACCCAGUUGUUACCGUUGAUUCAGUCUUAUUUGUCUGUGCAGAAAGAAGGACGUAAUAAGAAACGUUCGGCCCCAUUGGAGACUGCGGCGAUUCUCAGCAUCGGUAUACUGGUCAAAUCAUUGGGUUCGGCUCUGCAUGAACCGAUCAAACAGGUUUUGGAUGCUAUGGUCACUUCUGGUCUGAAUCAACCGUUGAUUUCCACAUGCAGAUUGAUCACGGAGCACAUACCUCAAUUGCGUAAGGAGAUCCAGGAUCGUAUUCUCAGUGAUAUCAGCCUCGUCCUUAUGCACAACAGCGGGUCGAGUUUUGGACAAACCCAGAACUCACAGCCUGGCAACACAGUACCCACAGUUUUGUCGUUUAUCCCCAAUUUGCCUGGUGCACUGACAAGUUUGAUCGGACCUUUGAUUGGGGCGACAAACUCAUCCUCCAAUCAGGCCGUUCCGGCUUCCGGAUCAACUGGGACACUGGCGGGGUCGGGAAACGUGCCUCUUGGAGGCAAUACAACGAGUUCCAGUGCGACUUCAGCUGUUUCACGUGUGAUAUUCUACACACAUGGAAAAUCUCAUUUAACUCGAACUGCAAACUGUGGCAUUUCAUGUACUACUGCCACUGGUUCUGACCUGGGCGGUGUGUCUUUGCGGUUUGGGACACUUCCGCCCAGUGAAUUAUCGCCUGAAGUAGCUGUGGUGGCUUUGGCUUUGCGAACAUUAGGAAGCUUUAAUUUCGAAGGUCACGCGUUGGCACAUUUCGUACGUCACAUUUCCGAAAAUUUCAUAUCUGUCACCACAUGCGAAGUGAAGGAAGUACGUUUGGAAGCCGUGAAGACUUGUGCUCGUUUGAUGGUGCCUUGGUUAAAGUCUGUCGGUAGUCAUCAAUGGUAUGCACGACCGGCUGUGAAUACAGUGGCUGAUAUUUUGGGCAAAUUACUCACUGUCGGCACGAGUGAUCCAGAUCCGGAUGUUCGUCGAUGUGUGUUUGACUCUAUCGAUCGUGGAUUUGACCCUCAUUUAGCACAAGCGGACCAUCUCCUAUCAUUGUUUUUGGCACUGCAAGAUGAAGUGUUCGACAUCCGUGUUUCGGUGCUUCAGCGUCUCGGUCGUUUGUCCGACAUCAACCCCGCAUGUGUUCAGCCGAAUCUGCGUAAAGUUCUUUUGCAUGUAUGUGAUAAUUAG